Messenger RNA from Gilbertella persicaria, 2640 nucleotides. RefSeq names its product peptidase S8/S53 domain-containing protein. Gene Ontology annotation, biological process: proteolysis. Gene Ontology annotation, molecular function: tripeptidyl-peptidase activity; serine-type endopeptidase activity. The transcript is spliced from 6 exons. Gene Ontology annotation, cellular component: cytosol; cell wall; membrane. NCBI's taxonomy places the organism in Eukaryota, Fungi, Mucoromycota, Mucoromycetes, Mucorales, Choanephoraceae. Bases 1 to 2640 code for a protein of 879 amino acids. The record is from RefSeq and is a predicted model, not a curated record.
AUGAAAAGUCGAAAUUUGUUACUUUUUAUUGCUAGUGCAUUAUCAGUCGUUAGCGCAGCAUAUGUGAAGCACCCGAAAUAUAGACUUGCAAAACAAUCCGCCAAGCAUGUUAUACCCGGACGUUAUUUAGUCGAAUACAAUAGAGCUCACAACAAUGAUGAUGGCGAUUUUGUUGCUAUUUUACAGUCAUUUGAUGCUACGAUAAGCGAACCUUUAUACCAUAGUAAUAGUAACAGUGUACAUUCUGUUCAUAUGAAUAGCGGAGACCACGAAAACUUUUUACAAACGCUUGUUGAUCACCAAGAUAUUGUUACUGUCUAUCCAGUCACCUAUAUUGCUCGACCUGAAUCCACUUACAAUGCUUAUUUCAGUCAAAUUGACCCCAAUAUCACUCAAACAGUACAAGAUCAUCACUCAACACAAGUAGAACGAAUUCAUAAAGAACUUGGUCUUUCUGGAAAAGACAUUAAAGUCUGUAUCAUUGAUACGGGCGUAGACUAUCUUCACCCUGCCCUGGGUGGAGGAUUUGGACCUGGCUAUAAAAUAGCUUUUGGUGCUGAUUUGGUCGGUGAUCAUUUUGAACCUCACUCAUCAAACAAUACUUUACCUGACCCAGAUACCCCACCUCUUGAUAACUGUACAAAACAAAGUGACAACGCAAAUGGACAUGGCACGCAUGUUGCUGGUAUCAUUAUUGGUAAUGAUACAUCUAAAGGUUUUGUUGGUGUUGCACCAAAUGCUUCUCUUGGCGUUUGGCGAGUCUUUGGCUGCAAUGAAGGCACUACUUCGGAGAUUGUUAUGAAAGCUAUGAUUGAAGCACAAAAAGCAAAAUGCGAUGUAAUUAACAUGAGUAUGGGAAGUGGUGGUGCUCCUUGGUCAGAAGAACCUCAUGCAGCUUUUGCUCAACAGCUAGUAAAACAAGGCAUUUCUGUGAUUAUUUCAAAUGGCAAUGCUGGAAGAAAUGGUGCUUUUUCGGUCACAGAUCCUGCAGCUGCACAUGAUGCUCUAUCCAUUGCAGCUGUCAGUAACGCAAACUUUUUAGGAAGUUUGUUUUCUGUCAAGACAUCUAACAAGACACUAGGCCCUUACUCUUAUCAAGUUGCCCCUGAAUCCGACAAGGAAAUUCCAGAUGCAAGCGUUGUAAUAGGUGGUAAUUUUGAGUCUUUAUCAGCGUGUAAAGCAGAUGAUAUCAGUGCACUUGAUCUCAAUGGCAAAAUAGCUCUUGUAAAGCAAGGUUCGUGUAUGAUGACAGAACAAGCCAAACUUGUAGCAGAAAAAGGUGCCAUUGGCCUUAUUUACUUUAAUACCCUUUCUCGAGAGAUUCCUCGGGCUCCUUAUUUGGAUACACCAAUCCCUAUUGCUACCAUUUCUUCUGCCAGUGGUCGUCAACUCAUGUCUGUUCUUCAUGACGAAAGGGCAGUGGAUAUCCAUUUUGAACGAAAUGCUUUCGCUUUUGAAUCAGCCACAGCCCAUACAAUUGCUGAUUUUUCAAGUAUUGGUCCCACCAAUGAACUGCAUAUGAAGCCCUCCAUUGCUGCUGUAGGGGGUAAUGUAUAUUCGACUUUGCCUCGUUAUCUUGGUGGAUGGGGUGAAAAGAGCGGUACUUCCAUGUCUUCUCCUUACAUUGCUGGUGUGGUUGCUUUAUUAAAAGAAGCAUCUCAAGGCCAAAACGUUUCCAUUAUACAUGACAAAAUACAGAAUUAUGGUAAGCCACUGGAUGCAUACAAGCAAAAAGGCAUACUUGACUCUCCUCUUCGUCAAGGUGCUGGCCUAGUUCAAGCCUAUGAUGCUCUUAAAGAACCUCUACAUGUAUCACCAGCACAUAUUAGUUUUAAUGAUACUUCUUUGGAUAUUUAUAAAUCACACACACUUCAAAUCACCAAUACUGGUUCUGAGUCUGUUGCAUACAGUAUUACGAGUCAGAUAGCAGCCUCUGUUUCUCCCUAUGGUCACAACAAUACCAAGUUUGAAUUAGUUUCUUAUGACAGCGAUAAAUUCUACACAAACACAACAACUGCUACUGUCAAACUCAGUGCUAGCACAAUUUCAUUGCAACCAGGAGAAUCGAAGCAGAUUACUGUUUCUGUUCAGUUACCAACAGAUUUUAAUGAAAACGAACAAGUCAUGUAUGGCGGUUUUGUUCAAUUCAAUCCUACAUCUGGAAAUGCAAAUGCUUCUGUCCAUGUACCUUAUUUUGGUGUACUUGGCAGUCUUUAUCGACUUCCAACAUUAGAUACAUCCAAACUAAACAUCAAAGACCAACAAGGCCAUGUCUAUUCUAACAAAGAGACCUAUCAUUUCAUACUUUCUGACAAUACAACGGCACCUUUGAUUGAUUUCCGAUUAACAACGCCUUCUCGUCAAUUGAUGAUUGAUGUGAUUGACAAACAAGAGGCCCAUGUUGGCUAUAUCGUGGCUAGCUAUGAUUAUGCAGAACGGUCUUUAAAUGCAUUUUCUAUUCCAGAACUCAAUCCCUGGAAAGGUCAACUAUUUAAAGAUGACCAGAUCAAUGCUGUGCCUCUUAUGAUUCAGCCAGGUACAUAUCAAAUUCGAUGGUCUGCGUUACGUAUGUUUGGUGAUAUCAAGAAGAAAGACGACUGGAUGAUUCAAACUUCAGGUCCCAUCGAAAUUACACAAUAA